AUGUCGUCGGAUUCACCGACUCCAGUUUUAAGCAAACGACGCAAAGAUAAGGACGACAUCCGAGGUCCACACCGAUUGUCUCUGGACCUGUACUAUACGGAAGAUCAAAUUUAUGAGCUGUCCUAUUCAAGGGAAGCCAAAACUACCAAAACACUUCCUGCAACAAUCCCCUGCAAACCCCCUCUUGUAGCAGAAUGGGUUUCAGCUAUUGAACAAAAGCCUGAUCCUCUUACGUUCAGCAAACACUUCCAGCAAAUGGUGGAUUUCUGGUGUGUUUCAAAGCAGGGAUACAGGUGUCAAGAUUGUGGGAUGAACUGCCAUGGUCAAUGCAAAGAUCAUAUGUCAUCAGAGUAUAAGAGGCGACUUAAACAAAGUCACAGUUUUGCUCUGGGAUCAAGGUCAGCUCUUCCCAUAACUCCAGGAUCCAAAAAUUCAAGCACAGGAUCAGAGGAGGAUGGAUUUACUUUUCCCCGGGGUGACAGCACCGAGCAUGAAAAUGGAGGCAAGGAGACCACUACUGUACGUCUUGGAAGCUCUGAUCACCCCCAAAUUAACAGUAAGUGUCUGACCAUUGAUGCUGCAACACAGACUGAGUCAUCUUGUUUGGAUAAUGACUCUAACUGGACAUGGACAGACAGUAAAAUGGCAGGCCAAGAUACCAAACACCAAGACCAGCAGUACCUUGUUAAUGACAGUUUGAUAGAAGAAGAACAAAAGCAAGCAGACAGCAGACAGCUCUUGCAGAGGAUAAAGGAACUGGAAGAGGAAAGAGACAGUUUAUUGAUAAAAAAUGCAGACCUGUGUUCAACAAAUGCCCAGCUGGAAGCAGAGAAUGCCCACCUCCAGGGACAGAUUAGCAUAAUGCAUGAAGACCUGGAAGCUCUUAAUAACAGACCAGAGUCCUUCAGCCAUUCCAGUGUUAGUUUUAUUCUACAAAAAAUGGACUCCUUUCAUCUUCAGCAAGACUCUUAGAAGUAACAGGACUUCCCAGAGAACCUAAAAAAAACUAAAAAAGCACAGAUCACUUCAGCUUUUCACAGGCAUCAUUCCUUGUUUGGAUCCAUCAGUGAUAUUCCUGUCAUACGUUAAAGGAAUGACAGUGAAAGAUGAUGAAAAGUAUAGCAUGUUCUUGUGCAAUACUGCCUUUUAAGGAUUGCGUUGCAUUCCUUAAGUAGUACAGUGGUUCCUGCAGCCAGAUUUUUGGCUAGAUUGUUUAAAAAGUGUACAGUAUUACAAAAAAUAGCAGCUAAAAUAACUUCACCAGCACUGUAUGAUUUGCAACAUUACACAUUGCCUUAUAAUGGAGUGUACUGCUAGACUGUUGGUAAAAAAGCAAGGACACGAUACUUACUUUCUGCUUCCCAGCUAAGGUCCCCAUUAUAUAGGGGGUAUUUGGACAUCAUGAAGAUACCUCUGUUUUGGGUACUCUUUAAGCUAAAGCCACCUGUCUUACAUAAUAUCAAAGCUGCUGCUCUGCAGUUCAGUAAUGAUUUCUGAAUGUUCUCUGCCUCACCAAUGUCUUAAAUGUAUACAGGAGAACUUAAUUAUUCCCAUUGUAAAAGCCAACCUGAAUAUUCUACAGUAUGAAUCUCUUUUGUCUUAAAGUUGCAGCAAUAGAUGGUGAAGACAGUAAUUUACAUACACAGAUACAGGUGUAAAUGUACACACAUCUGCAUGUGUGAAUCUGCUAGUGAGGAAAAUAUUUGUGUGUGUGUGUUUUGCACUGAAUACAAGAGAGAAUGUUAUAAUUGAAGAGCAUACUUCCACAAUGCAGCACUUUUAAUAGAUACAGGCACUCUUGACUGGUGCUUGGCUGUAGUAGCUUAAUAUUAAGGCACCCAGAUGAUUGUGUUUGAGUUUACCUUGUUGGAUGUAAUUUUAUUCAUAUAAUAUACUUUGUUUAUUUGUACAGAGCUACAUAGUUUAUAUGUACUGAAACUUCAUGUGAGUUUUGAAACUGGUGACAGUGUGUCAGAUUGAAAGGAUUAAUCCAGUCUUUUGUAAUUUAUUCAGAACAUUUCCUGUAUUCUUCCUGGAAUUUUCAGCAUUACCAAGUGGGAUCAGACUAUUCAAACUAGGUUAAACCAGUGCAGUCAGCAUUUGUUUUAUACAAAUCCUGGGCACAAUUUGCAGUGAAACGUUGCAACAACACAAUUAUGUACAAAUGAAACCUAGCCUCUGAAGUGCACGAUUGAAAUAAAAACUACACUUUCAUGAGAGACAGUGAAGCAUAUAAAGUGAAUGUAUCUUUAAAUAUAAUAAUGGAAACUCAGCCUUGUAGAAACUAUUGUGUUUCUUGCCUUAAACUUUGUAUUUUAUUAAACAUUACACAGUAAGUGCCA
Molecule: messenger RNA, 2342 nt
Organism: Protopterus annectens (West African lungfish)
Lineage: Eukaryota; Metazoa; Chordata; Ceratodontiformes; Protopteridae
Product: RAS guanyl-releasing protein 1-like
Exons: 7
Coding region: 1-972 (323 amino acids)
Source: RefSeq, a predicted model, not a curated record